UCUACCCACAUUGCUCGAGCCAGCUUCCAGGUUGAUGCUUUUGGAUCAUCCUUCAUCUUAGAUGUGACACUAAACCAUGACCUGCUGUCUUCUGAAUAUCUUGAGAGGCAUAUCGAACAAGGUGGGAAGACAGUGGAAGUUAAAGGAGGAGAACAUUGCUAUUAUCAGGGAAAAAUUCGAGGAAAUCCUAUAUCAUUUGUUGCCUUGUCAACAUGCCAUGGAUUACAACAGUGGAAUGUUCUAUGAUGGAAAUCAUACCUACCUUAUUGAACCAGAUGAAAACUACACUUCAGAUGAUGACUUCCAUUUCCACUCUGUUUACAAAUCCAAGUUGUUUGAAUUUCCUUCAGCUGACCUGACGUCUGAGUUCUGGCAGAUGAAUACUACAUCACAGAAUUUUGUUGUAAGACCAAGACACAAAAGAAGGAAAAGGCAGGUUCGUCAGAUUCCACGUAAAGUUGAAGAGGAAACAAAAUACAUUGAGUUGAUGAUUGUAAAUGAUCAUCUAAUGUGUAAAAAGCACCGCUUGUCAGUUGGCCAUACCAACAGCUAUGCUAAAUCAGUAGUGAACAUGGCAGAUUUAAUAUAUAAAGAACAACUUAACACCAGGAUAGUGUUGGUUGCCAUGGAAACCUGGGCUACUGAUAACAAGUUCACCAUAUCUGAAAACCCCUUGGUGACUCUACGUGAGUUUAUGAAAUAUAGGAGGGAUUUUAUCAGAGAGAAAAGUGACGCAGUUCACCUUUUUUCGGGGAGUCGAUUUCAGAGCAGUCGAAGUGGUGUAGCCCACACUGGUGGAAUCUGCUCCUUGCUUAAAGGCGGAGGUGUGAAUGAGUUUGGAAAGCCAGACUUAAUGGCAGUUACCCUGGCACAGACCUUGGCCCAAAACAUUGGCAUUUUCUCAGACAGAAGAAAACUUCUAAGUGGUGAGUGUAAGUGUGAGGACAUGUGGUCUGGAUGCAUAAUGGGAGAUAUGGGGUACUAUCUUCCAAGCAAGUUCUCUGAGUGUGAUAUUGAAGAGUAUCAUGAAUUUUUAAACAAUGGAGGUGGAGCCUGUCUUUUCAAUAAACCAACCAAACUUCUGGAUCCUCCAGAAUGUGGCAAUGGCUUUGUGGAAGAUGGAGAGGAAUGUGACUGUGGGACAAUAGCGGAGUGUGCCAGUGAAGGAGGAGAGUGCUGCAAUACCUGCACCCUGACCGAGGGCUCCCAGUGCAGCAACGGGCUCUGCUGUCGGAAGUGCCGGUUUGAACCUGCAGGAGUUUUGUGUCGAGAAGCAGUGAAUGAUUGUGAUAUUGCAGAGAACUGCACAGGAAAUUCCAGCCAGUGUUCUCCUAAUAUCCAUAAAAUGGAUGGAUAUUCAUGUGAUAACCGACAGGGUAUUUGCUUUGGAGGAAGAUGCAAAACCAGGGACCGGCAAUGUAAAUAUAUCUGGGGUGAAAAAGUGACGGCUGCUGACAGGUACUGCUAUGAGAAGCUGAAUAUUGAGGGGACUGAGAAAGGAAACUGUGGAAGAGACAAGGACUCUUGGAUACAGUGCAAUAAACAGGAUGUGCUUUGUGGAUACCUUCUGUGCUCCAAUAUAUCCAGUGUGCCCAGACUUGGAGAACUUGAUGGUGAAAUUACGACAUCAAUCUUGCACUAUGGAAAAGUCUACAAUUGCAGCGGUGGCCACGUGAGGCUGGAUGAGGACACAGACCUGGGCUAUGUGGAGAACGGGACGCCGUGCGGGCCCGACAUGGUGUGCCUGGACCAUCGCUGCCUCCCCACCGAGGCCUUCAACUUCAGCACCUGCCCCGGCACUGCCGACAACCACGUCUGCUCAGGACAUGGGGUUUGUAGCAAUGAAAUAAAGUGUGUCUGUGACCGAUUCUGGGGAGGAGAUGACUGCAGUUCUCACAUCAAAGAUUAUCUAUUUUUUAAUAAAGAUGCCAUCAAUAAAGGUGUGGUUAGCACAAAUAUAAUAAUAGGGGCUAUUGCUGGCACCAUUUUAGUGUUGGCUCUCGUUUUAGGAAUAACUGGUUGGGGUUACAAAAACUACAGAAGACAGAGACAAAUACCCCAGGGAGAUUAUGUAAAAAAGCCGGGAGAGGCCGACUCUUUUUAUAGCGACAUGCCUCCUGGAGUCAGCACAAACUCUGCAUCUAGUUCUAAGAAGAGGUCAAAUGGAUUAUCUCAUUCCUGGAGUGAAAGGAUCCCUGACACAAAACAUAUUUCAGACAUUUGUGAAAAUGGGAGGCCUAGGAGUAAUUCUUGGCAAGGUAAUAUAGGAGGAAACAGAAAGAAAGUCAGAGGCAAAAGAUUUAGGCCACGGUCUAAUUCAACUGACCGGGUAACCCAUGCAUCUGAACCUGGGCUUUCUCUCGCCCACCAAAUCCCUGCCCAAGGCAUAAGCCCAGGGGGUUCCGACCACCCCCAAACAGGGAGUCGGGAUCACAGGUAUUUAAACCCAUGGUUCAAAAGAGAAUAUAAUGUAGCUAAGUGGGUAGAAGAUGUGAAUAAAAACACAGAAGGACCAUACUUUAGGACACUGUCUCCUGCAAAGUCUCCGUCUUCAUCCACUGGAUCUAUUGCUUCCAGCAGAAAAUACCCCUACCCGAUGCCACCACUUCCUGACGAAGAGAAAAAAGUCAACAGGCAAAGUGCCAGGCUAUGGGAGACAUCCAUCUAGCUGCACUGUUUUCCUGGGGUCACAUCAGAACUGUUUACUUUGGAUUUUAUAGAAACUCAGCAUCACUGAGUCACUGCACAUUCAUCUGCUCUUCAGACAAUUCAAAAGAUCAACAGAGAUGCUCAUGAUAUCGCAGUGAUAACCUCCUCUCAUGUGGAAAGGAAAAAAACAGUAUUUGUUUUUCAUUCUUUUUUGUUGACUUGUACUUUAUGGAUUUGAUGGACAACCAAAAUCAUAACAUUUGAUAGAGAAUAAUUAGCCCAGAUGUGACAAGGCUGUUCCGCAUGGUGACCUAGAAUCCAAACUGCAGUCCAUUUGCCAGUCCUGUGUCAGAGAGGUUUUUCUCUGGUUUGUUGCAGUCCUGAGUCAGACCAGAGUGGAACUGGGAACGUGCCUCACAGAGAGCCCAGCUGAUGUAAACUUGUACGCUGUAUGCAUGAACCUUGUGUUCUUUACUUUACACAUGUAAGGGAAAAACAACAUACUGUAGUAGAGAUUAGCAUGCAGGAGUAAGAAAUAUAGGACCUUUUUUUUUCGCGACAGGAUUUCAAGCUUUGAAAGGUAACUAUUUGACACAAUGGCAAACAAACAAAGAUUAUACCUUUUUUUUUUACCUUACAUGUUUAUAAUCUCAGUAUACAGAUUGUAUAUAUGUAAACAUUCAAUAAUGUCAAAAAUAGCUGUUAUACGUAUGUGUAUUUUGCCAAAUGCCUAAAGAAACAGUCAUGACUAACAUCAUCACACUUCAGAUUUUCUAAUAUUAUCAGCAGACAUCCUUGGAAUUACAGAAAGUACAGUACUGUAAAACUGUGUCUCUCAGAAACUGGUGUUUGACCAAAAUCUAUACAACUUUUUCAGCAUCUUACACUGUCUUGACAAUCUCAAUUGUACAGUAGACUGUGGAAACCAGUACAGCAGCACUUUGUCUUAAAUCAUCAUAAGAGGAACCAGCCAAAAUCUCUUGUUUAAUAAGAUAACCACUGUGUCCUCUCACAGGUGUGAUUGAAAAUGAUUAGGCAGACAACAGUCUUUAAGUAUUGUGCAGCACAAACUUACUGGACAUUUGGGAAUAUUUCUAAGUAGUCAAUUCAGGAUGUGGUGAUGUGAAGUCUGUGAGAGUUGCUGUGUAUUUUUGAUAGAGCAUUUCAGACACUGUUUUAGAUGGCAAGGCAUUGGCUUAUGAGAAGCAUAACGAUUUCACUGCACUAGAUAAUAACAGUGCUAGGCAAGUGGCCAGUUUCAUUGCUGUCUUUCAAUUUUUAUUUGUUACUGGAAUCACCUUUACCAUGCGCUUGAACGCUAUGCUUGCUGCCCCUGAAGCCCCCUUGACAAUUUUUUGGGGGCAUUAAACUGAGCACAAGUGAAUUUAGCUUAAAAAGUAUGGGGUGUGAGGGAACAACUCUUUACCAUGUUAAUCUUGGAUAGUUAUAUUUCUAGCACCUGAGACUUCUAAAAGUUGUUGUAAAGCAAAUGCCUUCAGAUUGGGAAUUUUCAGUUAGUAAGAAACUGGACCGUAUUAAAUCAGUUUAUAAUUAUCUUGUUUUCCAAAAAUGACUACAUCUUAGCUUCAGGUAGUACCACUGCAGAAUAAAACACCCAACUGUGUGGUGCAGUUGAACACCCUACCCAACAGCUGUAUGAUUAAUUAGAUAUUAUUGUAAUGGGAACAUCUAUGGUGUUUCUGAAUCUUCUACCUCUUUCAUGUAUUUCCUUUAGUAAGUGAACCCAACACUUGCAGCCUUUUAAUGUAUUUUUUUAACUUUUACGUCUCUCAAUAAAGUCAGAUAUAUGUAAGAUUAAAUUAAGAAAUGUUUAAAGAUGUUGGCAGCUGUAAAAUAUGUAAGAUUUUUAGAAGCAUUAUAUUUUAUGAUUAGGCUGUAUGUUGGAUUAUGACAAAAUAUUGGCCAUGGCAUUCAAAUGAUUUUCCUUCACAGUCAAAAGGUUCUGGUAAGUAUUUGGAAAAAGACAAAUAUAUAGGAGUGCAAGUGGGUGCAGACUGACCAUCUGGAAGGAGGCAGUCACUUGUAACUGCUUUAGGGAAAGAUUCUUCAUUUUUGUGAAAGGUAAAUAUAUCGAUCAGCACUGAAGAAUAUUUUUUGCAAUUAUUUACUUUGAGUGUAGCUAUCUGGAUUAAAGAUAGUUAAUAGCACGUAGCUCAUGAAAUUUGGGUCUGAGCCAUAACUUGGAAUCAGUAUAUUUUUUGUUGAUUUCACUGGACUUUGAGCAGGACCCUCAGGAGUUCACCCACAUUAGGACAUUAUGAUAACCCGAUCGUCGCUGUAUUACUGUCGCCUGGAAGCUGGUUUUUCCCUCCCAUAUUCAUAUCUUGUCUUUAGUAACUGGACUGUUCAUCAUGUGCCUUUUAUGGUAUUUUUUGGAUAUAAACUGGCAUGUAGUUUUGAAUAAUCCUGUUAGACUUCUGUGCGUAUCUUAUGUUUACCACUGUUUACUCUUCCCUUUCCAUUUUGCCUUACCAAGAAGCAGCAAGAUUUGGCAGACAGAACAGGAUAUAACACACUGGCUCUUUCUGCUGUGCUUAUAGCUUCUUGUUUUGCAAACAAAUGGCCCUUCUGACUGUAUUUUCAAUGUGGUGUGUACUUCCAGCUUCUUUUGUUUUGGUAUAAUUCAUUUGUAGCAUAUGAUCAUACAAUUACAUGUGUAGUGUACCUUGAACAUUCACCUUCACAUUUGGAGAUAUGUAGUGACUGGAAGUCUAGUACUAAGCACUAAGUUUAAGUUAAAUAAAUGCUGACUUUCACUUUGGUGGUCUAGAGUGGGAGUAUCACAGAACUUGUAUUUUUGCAAAAUUCUUCUGCAGAGAACUUCGGAACAGGUUGGUAACUUGGGAGACCUGAACUGGCAGGGCCAUGUGAGCCUCCCAGGCCAGUGGAGAUUGGACAGAGAAGUUGUUUGCUUACAAGCUGCCAUUUCCUACUUUUAAAAUGUAGUGUGCUGGAAAGCUACCAGAUUAAUAACCGUGAAGAUUGCAAAUAUUUGUAUCCACUGUAGUUAGUUACUCUGGCAAUAGCAAUAUAAACUGCCGCAUAAUACCUCAUCCAGACUAAAAGAGAGUAUUUGUCACUAAUAUAGCUCAGUCAUUUUGACUCUUUGACACUCAUCCUUUUUUUUUUUUUUUUUGGUUUUAUAUU
Catharus ustulatus (Swainson's thrush) is the source of this 5817-nucleotide messenger RNA. RefSeq names its product ADAM metallopeptidase domain 22 (gene ADAM22). Lineage: Eukaryota; Metazoa; Chordata; Aves; Passeriformes; Turdidae. Gene Ontology annotation, cellular component: postsynaptic density membrane. The record is from RefSeq and is a predicted model, not a curated record. The transcript is spliced from 31 exons. Gene Ontology annotation, molecular function: metalloendopeptidase activity. Bases 77 to 2668 code for a protein of 863 amino acids. Gene Ontology annotation, biological process: proteolysis.